Messenger RNA from Kalmanozyma brasiliensis GHG001, 2463 nucleotides. Its product is annotated as Protein of unknown function DUF3546. The record is from RefSeq and is a predicted model, not a curated record. Gene Ontology annotation, cellular component: nuclear body. Gene Ontology annotation, biological process: primary miRNA processing; mRNA processing. NCBI's taxonomy places the organism in Eukaryota, Fungi, Basidiomycota, Ustilaginomycetes, Ustilaginales. The coding region runs from base 1 to 2463 and encodes 820 amino acids. The transcript has a single exon.
AUGGAUUACAGAUCUUCCUAUCGUCCAUAUGACCGUUCCGGUCCACCUCCAGACUCGUAUGCAUCUGCACCCUUAGACGAUCCUUACGAUCGCACCAGGAAACGUGGUCGUUCGCCUUCUCCUUCCUACUACCGCGACGAGAGGCGUACAAGCGGCUACAACGACUAUCCUUCUGCCGAUCCAUGGGACCGUCCUUCGCGAGACUACCGUGAGCCAUCUCCUUAUGCAUCGCGACCACCCGCCUACGACAACUAUCGCGGCGCAGAUCCAUACGAUGAUCGCUCCGAGCGCAAUCGAGCUCAAGAAUGGGACCGAUACUACCGCGAGCAUGAUCAGCGAGACCGCGACUACCGCCCCUCGCCCUACGAGGAUCGCGAGCGCUACGAAGCCAGGUCUAGGUACGACGACCCUCCACCUCCUUCCAGAGACGACCGUCCACGUUACCGCGAACGCGAACGCAACUAUCCCAACAACGACACACAGUAUCGCAGGGAUGAUGCGCCGCACGCCUCCGACUCCGGUGCAAGGCCGCCCUUUGAGCCUCGUCCAGCUCCCGAUCCCAUGCAGUCCGACAAUUUGCUUACAUUCCGCCAGUAUGCUCAGAUGAUCAAGGCCGCGCAUCCAUCCGCACGCGACAGGUCCAUCGAUCAGCCUGCCACUCAGGAGCUUUACGACGCCUACCAGACCUACAAAGCUGCGUUCAACAAGAAGGCCAUCGCUGCCUUCUUUGAGCAGCGCAGACACGAGGCAUGGUUCCAGGAGAAGUACUCGCCUGCAGAGCCCUGGGUCAGCGCUCGUAAUGACCGGAAGCGAGCCGCUCGUGCUGGCAAGAAGCAGGCUUGGCUCCAAGAGCUGCAGGAGGGCAAGCUCGACAAGCUCAACUACGACAUCCAGGACUCGGACGAGCGGUCCGACUCGCGCAGACGCGCCGACUCGUACGACGGCGACAACCACCAGGAUCACCGUGGCGGUCGAUCCGAGCCUGGUGAUGUCACGCUUCUUUCGCGCUACGGUGAACCAGAAGUACUGCAUGCCGAGCAGGCUAUCAUUCCCGCCUGCAACCACCAGAUCCUCGUCAAGACCUUCCCUGCUGACGUGUCAAGAGAGAAGCUCGAGGACGUUCUGAAAACCAAGCCAGGGUUCCGAUACGUGGCUCUAGGCGAGCCACACGUGGCCAAGCGAUGGCACCGCGUCGGUUGGGCCAUGUACGACCCUGACAUUGACAUGGACGAUACUCUCAACGCGCUUCAAGGCAAGGAAGUCGAUGGCUUCUCUCUCAACCUCGCCCCCUGCACCAAGCCCACCUCGAGCAAGGUCCGCACAGUCCCCGAGUAUGCCAACUCCUUCCACCGCCUGCUCAUCGAUCUUAAACACUGCAAGCAGCUGCUCGAGCGAUUCGAGACGGAGGACCGCGAAGUGCUCUUCCGUGACGCCGCUUCACCUGAUACCUCAUCGGACAGCAAGCCCUGGUUGGAGAUCAGCGGAUCCGACGCCAUCCUGCAUCGCAUCCGUCAGAUCGAGACCGACCUGGUGGACGACGAUCUCGAGCGCGGCUACGACCCUGACGAGCCCUCCUCCAAACGCGAAGAUCGUCGUCGAGCCCUCAAGCAUCAGCUCGACCUGCAUCUCGACCUGCUGCGCACCGUCUACCACUGCGACUACUACAUCUCGCUCGUGUGCGAAUUCGAAGAAGAACUCCUCCGCCGCAGUCCGCGUCACGGACGCAAGCAGCCUCCUCCGGGAACGCUCGUUGAAGACCCACGGGAGAACACCAACGACGAAUCGUGGGCACGCAGUGUCGAUCAAAAGACCAGCCUGCUGCUCGCCGACGACAAGACGGACCUCACCGACCUCGGCGGCAAAAGCAUCAGUGACGAGCUCAUGACCGCCGCGCUGACGUACAUCAAGGAGGAGGAGAAGGAGAAGCACCGCUGCACCGUCGACGUCAACGGCGCCCAGUGCGGCAAGCUGUUCAAAGCGGCCAUCUUCGUUCAGAAGCAUGUUCUGAAUAAGCAUCGUGGGUUCAUCGAGGGGGUGGCGGGGGAGACGUUGGAUGAGGUACGGUUCUUCAAUGCGUACGUGAGGGAUCCUUGUAGGGCUACGAGUCAGCCUCCGAAGGAUGGCCCCGGAGGCGGGCCGGCACUAGCGCAGCGGCUGGAGGGUGGUGCCAAUGGGGGAAUGUUCGGUUCUGGCGGGAGGAUGGGCAUGAUCCGAUUCGGCAAUGCGAGUGCCAUCGAUUCGCCAAGGAGAGGUCCACCGGGAGGCAACGGAGGAGGUGCAGCGCUGGGCAUGCGACUCGGCGGCGUGGUCGCCGCUGCAGAUGCGGGUCAAGGACCACAGGUCAUUCCAGACCCCCUGCCGCCCGCGCCUAAGCCGUUGGACCCGCGCGCCCAGAGAGCUGCACCCAAGAGCUACCAGGAUCUCGACGGCGCUGCCGAGGGAGACGUCGAUCUGGCUUACUGA